Molecule: messenger RNA, 1667 nt
Organism: Myodes glareolus (Bank vole)
Lineage: Eukaryota; Metazoa; Chordata; Mammalia; Rodentia; Cricetidae
Source: RefSeq, a predicted model, not a curated record
UUUUUUUUUUCCUAGAGUUGUGUGUAUAUAGAGCAUCCUGGAGUCCACCAUGAAUGGACAGUUGGACCUAAGUGGGAAGCUAAUUAUCAAAGCUCAACUUGGAGAAGAUAUCCGCCGAAUUCCCAUUCAUAAUGAAGAUAUUACUUAUGAUGAGUUAGUGUUAAUGAUGCAGCGAGUAUUCAGAGGAAAACUUCUGAGUAAUGAUGAAGUUACAAUAAAGUAUAAGGAUGAAGAUGGAGAUCUUAUAACAAUUUUUGAUAGUUCUGACCUUUCCUUUGCAAUUCAGUGUAGUAGAAUACUGAAACUGACAUUGUUUGUUAAUGGCCAACCAAGACCCCUUGAAUCAAGUCAGGUGAAAUACCUUCGUCGAGAACUGAUAGAGCUUCGAAAUAAAGUGAAUCGCUUAUUGGAUUGCUUAGAGCCACCUGGAGAACCAGGCCCCUCUACCAGUAUUCCUGAAAACGAUGCUGUGGAUGGCAGGGAAGAGAAGCCUGCUGCUUCUGAUUCUUCUGGAAAACAGUCUACUCAGGUUAUGGCAGCAAGUAUGUCAGCUUUUGAUCCUUUGAAAAACCAAGAUGAAAUCAACAAAAAUGUCAUGUCAGCAUUUGGAUUAACAGAUGACCAGGUUUCAGGGCCACCCAGUGCUCCAGCAGAAGACCGCUCUGGAACUCCUGACAGUAUUGCUUCUUCCUCCUCAGCAGCGCACCCGCCGGCAGUUCAACCACAGCAGCCUCCAUAUACAGGAGCUCAGACACAAGCAGGUCAGAUUGAAGGUCAGAUGUACCAACAAUACCAGCAGCAGGCUGGCUACGGUGCACAGCAGCCUCAGGCUCCUCCUCAACAGUACGGUAUUCAGUAUUCAGCUAGUUACAGCCAGCAGACUGGACCCCAACAACCUCAGCAGUUCCAGGGAUAUAGCCAACAACCAACUUCCCAGGCACCGGCUCCUGCCUUUUCUGGUCAACCACAACAACUGCCUGCUCAACCACAACAGUACCAGACGAGCACUUAUCCUGCACAAACGUACACUACCCAAACAUCUCAACCUGCUAAUUAUACUGUGCCCCCUGGUGCUCAGCCUGGAAUGGCUCCAAGCCAACCUGGUGCUUACCAACCCAGACCAGGUUUUACACCAUCUCCUGCAGGUACCAUGACCCCUCCUUCUAGUGGGCCUAACCCUUAUGCACGUAACCGUCCUCCUUUUGGUCAGGGCUAUACCCAACCUGGACCCGGUUAUCGAUAAGGAGGUUCAGCUACACUAUUGAUGGCUAAUUGCCUCCCAAAAGACUACAAUACUAUUUUGUUUCAAUUUGUACUGUAUUGAAGUUCAAAAAUUUAAAAAGCAGAGCAAUUUUUAUGAUAUCGCUGUUGCUGUUAAUUGAAAAUUUAAUUUGCUGGAAUACAAACACAAAAAGACCAAAAUGAACAUUGUUUCCUCCCCUGCUUAAAAUUGUAGCAGCUUCCUAGUUAUUUUGGAACACUAUUGCGUGUAAAAUGAUUGGCUUUCUAGUUCCCAGAGGAUAUUAAAAAGCUAGGCUAAGGUUUAGCCAUCACACUUGGCUAUUUACUAUUAACAUGAUGUACUAAAAGUAGAGCCCUUUGAGAAGACGACUAGACAUUAUGUAUAAAUGUAACAUUGAUAGGCUAAUAAAGGUGAUUGAAUCCAA